Carcharodon carcharias (great white shark) is the source of this 4736-nucleotide messenger RNA. RefSeq names its product GATA binding protein 2b (gene gata2b). The record is from RefSeq and is a predicted model, not a curated record. Gene Ontology annotation, biological process: positive regulation of transcription by RNA polymerase II; positive regulation of miRNA transcription; negative regulation of transcription by RNA polymerase II. Gene Ontology annotation, cellular component: nucleus. The coding region runs from base 27 to 1478 and encodes 483 amino acids. The transcript is spliced from 5 exons. Gene Ontology annotation, molecular function: RNA polymerase II cis-regulatory region sequence-specific DNA binding; DNA-binding transcription factor activity, RNA polymerase II-specific; zinc ion binding. NCBI's taxonomy places the organism in Eukaryota, Metazoa, Chordata, Chondrichthyes, Lamniformes, Lamnidae.
CAAGAGGGUGAUCAUCGGAAGAGGUCAUGGAAGUUGCAGCAGAUCAGCCUCGCUGGAUGACUCACGCUGUCCUAAACGGUCAGCACCCUGACUCCCAUCACCCGAGCUUAUCUCACAACUACAUGGAACCCACUCAACUCCUGCCUCCCGAUGAAGUCGACGUGUUUUUCAAUCACCUCGACGGCCAGGGCAACCCGGUGUCCCCGUACUACAGCAACUCUCCCCACGCCCGGGCUAGCGUCUCAUAUCGCCAGGCUCACGCCCGCCUGACGGGGAGCCAGGUUUGCCGGCCCCAUCUCCUCCACAGCCCCACCAUCUCCUGGCUGGAUAGCGGGAAGACGCUUUCGGCGGCGGCGGCGGCGGCGGCUCACCAUCACCACCACAACGCCACGGCUUGGACCGUCAACCCGUUCAGCAAAGGGCCCCUGCACCCGGGCGGAGCAAGUGGCAUCUCUGUGUACCCCGGCAGCAGCUCGGCAUCCCCCCUGUCGCAGGCGGCGGCGGCGGCGGCGGCCGCGGCGGCGGCGGCGGCCGCGCACUCCAGCCCCCAUCACCUCUUCAGUUUCCCGCCCACUCCGCCCAAGGACGUGUCUCCGGACCUGGGAGCCCACAGCUCGGUAUCUCCCUCCAGCUCGGCGGCGGCGGCGGCGGCGGCAGCAGCAGGUCGGCAGGAUGAUAAGGAAUCCAUUAAGUAUCAUGUAUCUUUGGCUGAGGGUAUGAAACUGGAAUGUUCUAGGACCACUAUACCAUCGCUUGGAACAAGUGCACCAUCCACUCACCACCCUAUACCCACCUACCCUUCUUAUGUACACGGUACCCACGAAUACAGCAGCAAUCUCUUCCAUCCCAGUGGUCUCCUUGCCGGCGCCUCUAAUUUCACAACUAAAUCCAGGAGCAAAACACGGUCAUGUGCCGAGGGCCGGGAGUGCGUGAAUUGUGGAGCGACCUCUACUCCGCUGUGGAGGAGAGACGGAACAGGACAUUACCUGUGCAAUGCCUGUGGCCUUUACCAUAAGAUGAAUGGUCAGAACAGACCCCUCAUUAAACCGAAAAGGAGAUUGUCGGCGGCCAGGAGAGCCGGGACUUCUUGCGCCAACUGUCAGACCACCACCACUACUUUAUGGCGACGGAAUGCAAACGGGGACCCCGUGUGUAAUGCCUGUGGCCUGUACUUCAAACUACACAAUGUGAACCGGCCCCUGACGAUGAAGAAGGAAGGAAUUCAGACCCGGAACCGGAAGAUGUCGAGCAAGUCAAAGAAAAGCAAGAGGAUGUCGGAUGGUUUUGAGGAGCUGUCCAAGUGCAUGCAAGACAAGGCGUCGUCCUUCAGCUUGGCGGGUCACAUGCAACACAUGGCGCACCUGCCCCAAUUCAGCCACGCAGGUCAUGUGCUGCCCACGCCCACCCCCAUUCACCCAUCAUCCAGCCUCUCGUUCGCGCAUCCCCACCCCUCUAGCAUGGUGACCGCCAUGGGCUAGGAGGAAUGGGAAUCUCCCUCGGAGGAAGUGUGUGAGAGAGAGAGAGAGAGAGAGACAGGAGAGAAGCAAGAAAAGCAAACGGCACGCAAGGUUUAUGCCUUUAUCUUUUUUUAAAAGAGAAAAGAAAAAUCAAGGACAAAGUGUUGUUUGAAAACAUUGCGGGGUUUGUGGGGGGCUGGGAUAUGAGUUACCCCAAUGUUUGCUCGGUUGUCUUGGCAAGACUUUUGGGUGGGAGAGUUUCAAGUCAAAUUAAAUAAUCAUUUGACUGUACUCUAAGGACACACCGGAGAGACUGUGCCUGACUGGCAUUGCCCUGUUCAGACUGAUUUGAGAGACAAAAAGAGGGAGGACCACGUCAAGAAAAGUAUAAAGGACUGUUGUCCUUGUUAUCCAUGUGAAUAUUGUAAAUCUGAGAAUUCGGGAUAAAUUGAUUGCUAAACCCUAAUAGCUGAUGCUGGAUUCUUUUCUUUUUUCAUUGUAAAAAACAAAAAAAAAACACUCACAAAAGAUAAGCGAAGCCACUUAACUUUGAAGUAUAUUUCUUUCUGUUUGCCUUGCUUUAAUUAUUUCAUGAUGUGCAGAUAUUUUUUUUUGAGAGGGAGGUUUUCUGCUGAUUCUAUGUGGCAGUGUAGACGGCAUGGGAGACAGGUGUUGGGUUGUUAGGAGUGGUGGUGAGGUAAAUGUGCCAUCUGGUGCGGGGUCAGAAUGUGGCCCACGGUGACCCCUGGGUUUAGUCGUUUGUCUAUGUCGAGUUUACUAGUGUAAAGUGGAUCAGGUAGACGCUAGAGUCACUGGUUUUAGCCCUAGCCCAUCUCAACCUCCACCUACUGUGUUAGAGAAGGUAGGAGUAUGGGGGCUGGGAUAGGCAGGGCUCUCAAUGCCAUCUGGCAACUCUGGCUGUAGUAAGGAUAGGGUAGGGCCCAGUGUGAUGAGCUCCAUGGCAAAAUAGCCAGCUGCUAUUUAUUUGUGAGCUUGGGUGAAGAAUGUCAGUUAGAAGAGAUGCCGGGGAGGGAUUGAGGGAGGGCACCUGGACCCCAGGGGGGAGUAAUCCUAGCAAGACAGGAGGAUGGACAAGCUGUGUCUGGGAAUGAGGAGGUUGUCAAAGCCAGCACCCAUUAAUGAAUCAGUCUCUACCUUCCAAGUCAGUUCUCAGUGUCAGAUACACACCAACUUUGUAAGUGAAGAAGAGAUGUCAUUGUAGAUAAUUAAUUGUUGUACAUUAUUAUUAAUACCACAAGCUAGCAGAUACAUUCGCAUGAAUUCUUCAGAAAGUUUACCAUCUUCGUCUUAUUUUAAUUUAAGGUAACAGAAUUGCUGCUUCCACUUUAGACUUAAAAGGGACAUUGUGCCUUUAACACAAUUAUUCAGCAAAAGAAAGGCCCAAUAUCCAAGGAUAUGUUGGGAGCAAGUGAACCAGUUGCAACACUAUUUACUGUAUUCCAGAACACUUCAGCCAUAGCUUAGAUCUAAGAACAUGCCACCAAAUCAAACAACAACAAAAAACAAUUCGCAUUUAUAUAGCGCCUUUAAUACAGAGAAGCGCCUCAAAACGUGUCAAAUGAGCGUAAAUCAGACAAAAUUUGAAAUGGAGUCACAUAGGGAGAUUGUAGGGCAGGUGAACAAAAGCUUGGUGAAAGAGGUAGUUUUUAAAGGAGGAAGGUAUUUGAGAGGAAGGAGUUCAGAAAUAUUACCAUGGAUUUUACUGUUGGUUGUUUUGAGAAACACACUUGUUUUAUGAUGGUCAUUUGGUUUGAGUUCUGCACUAUCAGCUUUCAAAAUCAAUGUGCUGUUUAAAUUAAACUUGAUCUUUGCUACAUUGUAACUUGGGAGCUUAAAAUUGAACUAAUGAAAUAGUAGAGGUCUCACCAUUAUUUUAAAUGUCCAAUUAUAACUCUGAAAACUUAUUUUUGCAAACAAUUCCCAUCUCCUCCUCUCACACCAAACCUAUCCACUUUGAUUAUUCACCAGAUGAAAUCAAUCCGCAUUGUGCGGUGUUGAACUGGACAUGGGGAGGAAGGGGAGAGAAGAAUGUCCUAUUAAAUACAUUGUCCUCUGCUCCAAUACUUGUGCUUGCACCAUGUGAGUUUCUACAUGGUGGAAGGGGAAAGGAUAUUCCUGUCCAUGUUCUUGAGAUCUGAUGAUUAUAUUGUGUCUUUGGGGACUAGGAGGAUCCCGGGGAGAUGGGUUGACAAGCAGAGCAGCUCACACUGUAAAAACUCCCAGGAGCUGCGAUUAGUGAGCAUCUUUCUCUUCUCGAACCUUGAAAUGUUUUCUGUUCUGGGCAUCCCAUCGAAAUAGCAACUGGAAAUAAACUGUACAGUCCAAUAUUACAGUGUUUGACUAUAACAGUGACUGGAUGAUAGCUCUUUUGUUGUGUUUUGCCUUGAGAAUUUGCAAAGGCGUGAUACAAAUGCAAGUUUGCUCUUUCAUUCCAUUCCACUCCUGAACAUGUCUUAGAUAGCAUGUAUGUAAGCGGCAUUUAAAAAAAAGACAAAUAAAAUACUUUAGCAGUCUGGGUUUUCCUUGGGAUGGUAUAAAGUGGAAGUAAAGGGAGACAGCAAACUUUAUUUUCAAGUGGUAGUCAUGUCAUUUUUCUUUUCAACUUCAUAAAUAAUAAAUCGGGUUGUUAAAAAUAUUUCAUGAAUAUUUCUCAAGGACUGAACAGCCAUAUUAAAAAUCCGCUUCAAAUGUUUAUAGGAUGGUUUGCUGGUGGCACUCAGUAUAUAUAGCUGCACUUUGUAUAGGUUAUGUAUAAUAUUGGAGGGGGCAGAAGAGAGGGAGGGCAAUUAAUAUCACGUGAGAUACAAUUUUAAAAAAAUCUUUUUCUCUUUCGUCGAAUGAAUUGACACCCGGUGUGUGUUUUUUAAAAUAUGGUACAGCUGAAUAUUAAUUAGAAAGGAAGCUGAUUUUUUUUCAUCUGGGAAUGUCAAGGCAGGGGAGAGUUACUGACAAAAAUAUUUUUUAAGAAAAAAAACUAAAAAAAAAAUCAGAAUAAGAGGACAAGGUGCAAUAUAUUGUCACUCACUGCAGUGUAGUCUCUUCAGCAGUGAAGAUUUUUAAAUUAUUUUGUAUCUAUCAUCAUAAACAUUUUGUUUUCUCGCAGUAUUUACAUUCUUUACCUUGUUUUAUUUUUUGUUGGUAGAUUAAGUUAUUGGUUAAAUAUGUACAACAUGUUUAUAUAAUUAUCUGUAUAAAUGUGUAUGUUAUCAUCAUUAUUCCUCAUGAACAUUGCUAAAAGUGAUAAUAAAAAAUGAUAAA